UAACCGGCAAAAUGAGAGAAAAGUGUCAUUAUAUGGUGUUAGAAAUAUGUACACAUAUUUUUAUAUCUGUAUGUAUAUAUUUACAUAUGUAUGUAUAUGUAUAUGCGCAGACUAUGUAAUUGAAGAGAAACCCUAGGAGUUUCCCCUUUUGCAUUAGUCACCGACCGAAAGUCAUUUGACCUGAAAUUUUCAAUGACAGUUCAAUCGCUUAGUUUUAUUCUAUCAAUAUUAUUUCAUAUUGAUAUGUAGAGAAAAAUUCAUACAUAUAUUCAUACAAAUAGCUCGUUAUUAUGAAUAGUUUGAGUGUAUUAUAGUAUAUAAUGUUUUCCCUCUAAUUAUUUUGUUUAGCUUAAAAAUUCUCUUUUUGAUUAGUUCAGCCGAAGGUUUGGAAGAGAAAAUUUUAUAGGUAAAUAAAGUUGUGAGGUUAGAAGUCACUGACCAGAUAGAAGAACCAAUAGUGUUAUCGUGUUAGUAAUUUUCCGUACAAUUUACCGAUAAAUGGCAUGUAUGGUUGCAAUAAUUUCGAUAAUGAUUAUUUGUUUAAAUAAUAAUUAGUAUAUAAUAGCUUAAAUGGUAUCUUUUAAUAUCUUUAAAGCACAUUUGUAUUACUUUGUGAUAUUUUUUUGUUUGUGUUAUAUUAUACUACAAAAUGCAACACUGUUUGAUUUCGACUGUUUGGGAGGGUCUUUUCAGUUUACGCUCUCCAUAUUCAGCCAUAUUGCAUGUGUGAAAAGAGGGCAUCUGUAGUUUUGCCCGCGCGAAUGCUUUCUGCAGGUAAAAAGAACAGAAGAAAAACAAAUGUGUCUGUUGCCAAUGACUGUGGCGGCAACAACUAACAGAUGUACUGAGUGUUCUUCGUAAAAUUUGACGUUUCCUGUUCGGUUUAUUAGUGCGGUUCUUAGUUAGUAUUGUGCAGUUAAAUAUAUCGAAGAAAUAAGGUAUUCAUACAAAAUUUGAUGUAGAUGUACUUUUGUAUAUAUGCUUAUGAACCAUUGCACAAAAUACUUAAAUUGCAAUACGUAGCAGAGGUAUUUAUCUAAUAAGAAUAAACUGCAUACACUAAAGUAGGAAAGGCAACUGCGAUAAUUCUUGACCAAACGGAAAAAUAUAUUGGAGACUCCGUCGUUUUGGACAUGUCAUGUCAGCACGUAUCACGACUCAAUACAACAGCAGCAACGUCAGUUUUAUCUGAAGAUCAGGACCCGUAUGUGUUCACAGAAACAGUGCCAACCACGCCACCCAUUUUAUUUAACGCUCAGAAAUCGCGAAGCAAGGUAUACAUAGACGCGCACGCAAUAACAACUACUCCAACGCCAAUACAAAGUUUAUCCCCAACACCAGCCGUAAGUGCUGCAGCUCCAACCAUAGACACACCAACGCCGGCGGCAUUAGCAUUCGCCUCACCAGUCACCAACAAACGACAAACACCAACAGUUACAACCAACGCAAAAUCAAAAUUCAAUCAGAAACUACCAUUGGGACCCUUGAAUGGCAAUAAUACAAAAACGCAGGCGACAUCGACGUUGGCUGCUGCAACGGGCCACAAUGGGCCUUCAGCAGCGGCCGCGACAAAAACGGUUUCACCUUCAACUGUGAAGACAACAAAUUCGCAAUCUCAGAAGCAGCAUCAGCAGCAUAAGAAAGCUUUGAAUGUGUGCAUAGUGCGACCGCAGCAGCAGCAACAACUGGCACAGGCUGUGCGACAACAACAAAAUUAUAAAGUACAGCAGCAGCGGAAGCAAGCCUCAUCGCCACCGCCCCUAUUUCAGCACACUCCCUCUCUAUGGCAAACGCCGUUGCUAUUGGACACGGGGUCGGCGGUGGUUAGCCCACCGACAUCACCCGCUUCGUUGCCCUCUCCACCGGUUGCGGUUGCGCCAACACCCACCUCGGUAACAUUACCGAUUGCUGCAGCUACAGCUAUGGUUAGCCCUCUGAUUACAGUAUCAGCGACAACAUUGCCACCAUCUAAAUUUCAUCACAAUACACUGGCACAGCAUUUGCAAAAAUUAGAAUGCAUUAAGAAGCCAAAGAAACCCAUUUCUGGAGGCAAUGUUCAUAACGGUAAGCCUAUAAAACUGUUUCAAGUGCAACAAAAUAUUCAGGAGCAGGACACAGCAUUGAAGCAGCAGCGUACACCCUUGUUGUUACAGCAGCAGAAUCAACAGUUAAGUGGCAUAGGCGCCAAAACUGUUAUUGUUCAACCGACGGCGGCAAUCUUGCAUGCACAUGCGGCUCAACAGUCUCAGUCGCAGACGCAAAUGCACAACAAGUCGCCUAUGGUUAUGCCCUCUGCACCGCCUCCAUUGCAGGCAAUUCAGGCGGUUACACCACCUCAACAUUCCGAUUCCGAUUUGAAUGAGAUUCCAGUAAAUGUUAUAUUUCGCAAGCCGCAAACGAGUGAAAUGCAUCACUCACAACUCGGUGGCACUGUAAAUGCGAACGCUAUGACCAAUACUGUGAGUUCCAGAAGUAGCAGUGUCGACAACACAACGGUGAAUAGAAGGGGCUCAGCGAUUGAAAUAAUAAACAAAACGAGCUCAACUAAGACAAAGCCUAAAUCAAUAUCUACAGCUGUUACGGCCGCUGAAACUGUAAUUCUGCCGCCGUCCACUCUACAGCCUUUUCCACAUGUGUUACGCGACAUUGUUUUCACGCACACCGUACCGGCGCAAAUUGCGGCGCGCGAAGAUGCUUCGAGGCUACCUGCCCCCAUAUACAACACACCUCAUCUCCAACCACCUGCCGCUAUACAUAAACAGCCGCAAAAUAUGUCUUCCAAUGCAAAGCCAUCACCUCCAACAUCGGCACAACAGCUGAAAUAUGAUACUACAACCUCUGCUCAACUUGCAUGUAAGCCAGGAGAAGGUGGUAAAAACGCUGGUGACGAAGGAAAAACUCCACAAAAGGUAACGGAUACACAAAAUGUAAACGCUGUAGCCAAAACUCCGUCGGCUGCUGCCAAAAAUACAUCCAAACGAAAAACAUCUGCAACAGCAACGGCUUUGGCGAAAAACAAAAACUAUUUGCCACAAUAUGCAAAGAAGCGCAACCACAAAUUGGGACCGCUGUUUCGAACAUAUGAUAACCAAAUGGUGGUAAGUGCUAAUGAUUCGCUAGAAAGCAACACUAAUCCGCAGAAGAAACGGAAUUGCCAUGCUGUGGCAGUAGUAAAGAUGUCUAGUGCCGAAAUUGAAGCAGAUACAACUUUGUUGGCCUCUGAUGUAGUGCUGCCAUACUGCAUCCAAAAACAUUGGUUGUUUAUUACCCGCGAUGUACAGUUAGUGCAAGGCGUUGGUGUGGUUGCUACUGCAGAUGGUAAAGGUGUUGGUAGUUUAGGAGCGAUUUUGCAGGUGGCAAGUGAUCGAGAGUCCCAAAUUUCUCAUCGAAAGAUGCUUUUGCGGCGUCAAGCGAUGCAGCUCCUCUCCACUCAAUCCUUGCAAAAACUGCCGAUGCAGGCAGCAAAACGCCGAUUGAUGUGUGUCGAUCGCUUACUCAGAAAGUACGCCCGUCAUGGUGGAGAUGACAUAAUCACUCCAAAGAAUUGUAACUCCGUUGGUUGUUGUAAAGACGUUCUUGAAAUUGCAGCCCAAUGUGAAGAUCACAUUGUGGACAAUAUCUCGCAGCAUAUCUUCUUGCCGUGUACGGCGAAAUUCGCCGACAACACCCAAUGCCGAAUUCCCGUAUUUGAUAUAAUGCACGACCUGCCACUUUGUGUAGAGCAUGCGCGCAAACGUGAUGCCUAUAAUCGUGUCGUGCAAGAUCAACAGCGAGUUGGGAGUCACAAAUUGACCACGGCAACUGUAGCUACUGCAAUGACUCAAUCUUCUCUGGACUGUGAUGCCGGUGAUUUGUUGCGACAACUUCAACAAAUUCAGCAUCAACAUAAACAGCAGCAGCGACAGCAGCAGACGCAUAUGCAGCCUAACGUACAUAGCACUGCUACAGUUGGCAAGAACAAGAAAUGUGUCAAUAUGAAAGCGACAACCACGCGUAAACGGAAAGCUCCCAAUACACCGGGGUCCAAUACGGUCGGUCGACCACAAAAGCGUCCGCGUAAAAUAGGAGCUAACGGAGCGCCAUCUGCUCCUGUUGUGUCUGCAACAAUAGCUCCAAUGCAAUUAACUUCAGCUGUGUUGCAGAGAAAGGGUAGCACCACCUCACUGGAAUCGAUUGCAAGUAACUCGCAAUCCUCCAAUUCCCAGCCGCAUUAUAUUUCCUCGAAUAUAAGUGUUAAAAAUCAAACCCAAAUAGCUAUGCCCGCGUUGGCACCGCUCAGCGGACACAAUGCGCCAAUCGUUAGCAGCACUUUGACGGUGGGUUCGGCGCCAAAACGUACGCUUAACUUCAGCACAAGCAGCCGCGAUAGCGUUGCAACUCUUGGAGGCACCGAAAAUGUUAUGGCUCAAAAUUUGAAGCCACAUGAAAUUAACCAACUGGUUGCACAGUUCUCUGUUGCAGUUAGUAGUAACAACAACAAUAAUAAUGAAAAUAGCAACAGUCUCACUGCAUAUAGCAACAGCAGUAUAAACAACACUUAUAAUUACUUGAGCUCAAAUUGUGACUCCAACUUCACAUCGGCGCUGGGCUCAUCAUCAUCAUUGCCCUCAUCAACAGAGGAACUGUUCCGUCAAGAAUUGCUAAGUGUUUGUGAGAACAGUUCAGCCUAUGCCAGUUCUGAGGAUACCGGUUUAGGCGGAUUGAGUGAGACUGAGCUGAUGGUGGGUCCCAAUGAUGCAGACGACAUACCGUUGGGAGAUACACGCUUGUUAGAGGAACAUGAUCUAGCAAAUGUUCUUAGUGCCCUACCAGAGGAUGCAUUCAAUGAGCUAUUUACAGCAGUACAUCAAGAAGAACGUGAAGAAGUUGAGCGAGCUCUUGAAUUGGCUGAUAAACAUCUAAAGAGUCUACAACAGACCAUUGGCUCGGAUAUUGAUUUCUUAGGAGAAUUUCCUGAUGAUGAUGAGAUCUUAGCUGAUACCGAUGCUAUGUGUAGCAAAAUGGGCAUGAUGCAUUCACCAGAUGCUACGUCUGGCAUUGACACGUCAACACUAUUUAUUGAUAGUGGUAGCAACAGUGUAGGAGGAGGUGGUGGGAGUUUAAAUUCAAGCAAUAUUGCUGAUAUACGCGGUCUUGUACAAACAUAAAUGAUGAGGCGAAGUAGUGAAGUGCGUCAAAGGAGACUACCUACAUGAAUAUGAAUAUAGAAAUAUUAGAAUAUAUAAAAAGGUAAAGAUAAAGCAAACAUUAAUACAAAACAAAAAAAAAAUGAAGAACCCGCAAAAAAUUAAAAAGAAAACAAAAAAAGUAGUAAGAUAUUUGAUAGAAAAAAGGAUUUGAGAACAUUUUAGUAUUUCGCAAUUUUAUUCAAAUUAAACUGUGCUAAUAAUAUAUGCAAACAUUAAAAAAUUAGAUCUAGUUUUGCGUUUUUACUUGACUUUAUUCGCGAACUGUUGGAAUGUUUUGAGAUCCUUGAUAACAAUUAUAAAUAUUAAUAAAAUUCAUGUAUAAUAAAAUAAUUUUAACCAAUGAAUACAUAUAAAAUUAUAACUGCAAUAUGUCUGUAAAGUGAAACACCGUUCUAAAGUGACAAUGUUACCUUAUUACCAGAUGUGUUUGAACCUUGAUAUAUAGCAUACUUAAAAAAAAUGUGUUAUAUAAAGAAUGGAAUCACAACUGAAAUCAAAGACCAUGAAAUAUGUAUGUAAAUAUUUAUUUCAAAAAAGCUGAGAAACGUUUUACUGAAAGAAUAAUUACGGUAUUAAUAUGAUUGUGGAAACAUUAUCGUAAUGGUAUAUAAAUAUAAGUUUUAAUUUAUGAAAAUCUGUAAACAUUGAAAGAACCUAAGCAAACAAUAGAUAGUAGCGGGAUGAGGGUAUGCUGCACAGCAACUGAAAUUUUUAUUUGCUGGACGGAGCGCUAUGUAUUAUAGUAAAUUCACGAACAUACAUAUUGCUUAUUAUGAUAAAUGAACGAAUGUCAAGUCAGCAAAAACAAAAAAAAAAUUUAAAAUUAUUUGUAUAUUAAUCAUAAUUUUCAGUGGUUUUCUUUUUAUUUGCUUCAUUCACUAUGGAAUGUUAAAGCUAUAAAUUUGUUGCAUUAUAUUUUUUACAAAACACUGCUUCUUUCUUAUCGUCCAAUGGCGUUGCUUGACUUUCGUUUAUAGUUUUCUAAAAUUGUAGACUAAUAAUGACUAAAAAGUGCGUUUAACUUCAAGUAGCACUAAAUUCUUUGAAAGAAAUGUAAAUUGAUAAAUUUAAGACACAUUAAAAACGAGCGAAGGGAAGAGAGAAUUAUGCAAGUAGGGGUUUCUACUUAAAUUGCAAUUUAUUAUUUUCAAUGCCUGCUAAGGUGUCACUACGUCACUUUACGGCUUUGAAACCAAAAUACUGAUAAAACGUUGGAAGGUGUUAUUGUAACCGAUAACCUCUUGGGCAACCACCCAUUGUAUUAUAUAUAUAAAUUAUACUACGAACAUAAUUAUAACUAGUUUAAGCUAAAGCUUUAUACACUUUCAUUUUAUAUUUUUGGGUUUCUUCGCAAUGUUUCUUUCAAUUGAUUGAAAUUUGAAUUUAUUUAUCUAUAUUGUGGUUUAGUGACAAAUGGCUUUAGUUAAUUGUAAAAUAACAAAUCAUUAUGCUGAAAUUGAAGUUAAAAAAUGUAAAUGUAGCAUGUGGAGAAGGUACUUUUAUGAUGUGUGUUGUACGUCCUUUCAGAACAUAAAUACUAAUUUGAUUGCAUACUCGUAUGCAAAAAUGCGAACUAGCAAUAAAUAUCUUUACAUUUAUAUGUAUGUACAUAUAUACAUAUAAUGCCGAUUUUUAUUGCUGCAUCUAAGUAUGUAAAUUCUAUAUAAUUGUAUACAUAUAUAGAACAUUUGGCAUGUGUGUGUUGUUUCGUCUGUUUUUGCUAUGCGUUUAGUAUCCCUUAUCUCUACAAAAAAUAUUCUGUGUAACCAAAAAAAUGAAAACUAAAACUAAAACAAAAAAAAAAAAACGUUUUCUCAGCCAUAAAUAAAUUUGUAUUUAGCUGUACAAUAUAUUUAGCCUUUAACUUGUAUAUUUUCAUCUAUUCACACUUCGUUCAAUCAUUUACUCUCAUCUCAUUUGUCAUCUACGCUCGAGUAUUAUAAUAUGUACAUAUGUAAGUGCAUUUUAACUAAUUUCUAUAUUUAUACAAUUACGCUCAUCUUUUCAUUAUUCAUCAUGCACACAUUUAUCAUAUGUGAACGCACACUUUCGCAUAUAAAUAUAUGUAAAUAUAUAUAAUCCUAGGUAUUUAUAAGUAUAUAAAUACACAAUCUAAAUUGCCUACCAGCUGGGAUGGAAAAGGUGUGAAUAAAGAGUGCGUUUUACCGAGCUCAUUACUUAGCUACGAAAUGUGUAAGCAAACGGAAGGCUGCUUUAACAGUAGAAUGUCAGAAGACGGUCUCCUUCUCGUUGCAAUCGUACGACAACCAACGCAUAGUCCGUCAAAUGUCCUGUACUAUAUAAUAUAAUAAUAAUGUUGAAAAUCGACUCUUACUCGUACAUGUGUAUCAUCAAUUAGUAUACAACAAAAACCCACUAGAAAUUAAAGAUGAAAUCUUGUAUAAAACGUAAAUUUAUAUUGCGCCCAAUAGCAUUGUACAAAAUUUAAUCCAUCUGAAUGCGAACCUAAAAUAUUUUCAAGCAAAGAAUGAAAAAAACACGUAUAAAAAUGAACCGUAACUCCGGAAAUAUCGAACAAAAUUUGUUAUACACUGCAUAUAUUUUUUACUUUAAUCAAUAUUUUGUUAUAACAUAGCUUUUAUUAACAUAAACUUAAUAAAACUUAUUUUCUAGACAUUAUGUAAGAAUAUGUAAUUUAACCGCAUUGAAUUACACAUACAUACAUACAUAUAAGUUCAUGCAUGCAUACAGAUUUGCAUAUAUGUAUAUAUCCAUAUAUACCAUACUUGUAAAUGAAUAGUAUAUAGAAAUAAUAACAGCUAUUUUUAUUUAAUACUAUAUAAAUGAAAUUAUUGCUGCAUCAAAAGUAAACCGAGAUAUACAAGCGAAACAUAACAGUAAAAAUUAACGAAGUAUGUAAAUUACAUCGGAAGAAUGAGCUCUUUAUGUAUGUAGUUAAUAGCGAAAGAAAUCGUUACAUACGACUUGUAUGCCGUAUACUGCAACGUAAAGUGUCAAAUUCGUGUUCACAUUUAAAUGCACGCAUACAUUCUUAAAUUACAUAUUAUGUAACUUUCUUUCGUAAUUUCUGCAUUUGUGAUUUAUUUUUGUACGAUUAAAAUAAAAUUUUUAACAAAAACUGAAUAAUCUGAAGAAAAAAAAGAAUUUUUUAGAAAAUAAAAAUAAACAAAAAACCAAAACAUAAA
This is a messenger RNA of Bactrocera dorsalis (oriental fruit fly), 8356 nucleotides long. RefSeq lists its product as uncharacterized. The transcript has 6 exons. Gene Ontology annotation, cellular component: nucleus. NCBI's taxonomy places the organism in Eukaryota, Metazoa, Arthropoda, Insecta, Diptera, Tephritidae. The record is from RefSeq and is a predicted model, not a curated record. The coding region runs from base 1134 to 5147 and encodes 1337 amino acids.